Molecule: messenger RNA, 3870 nt
Organism: Epinephelus lanceolatus (giant grouper)
Lineage: Eukaryota; Metazoa; Chordata; Actinopteri; Perciformes; Serranidae
Gene: dock1
Product: dedicator of cytokinesis 1
Biological process (GO): small GTPase-mediated signal transduction; cell migration; myoblast fusion
Cellular component (GO): plasma membrane; cytoplasm
Molecular function (GO): small GTPase binding; guanyl-nucleotide exchange factor activity
Source: RefSeq, a predicted model, not a curated record
CGUGAGAUCCUCCUGCCGCUGAUGACGGACCAGCUGAAGUUCCACCUGGAGAAGCGUGAGGAGCUAAAGGCUUGCUGCCAGCUGCUCAGUGACAUCCUGGAAGUGCUCUACAGGAAGGAUGUGGGUCCCACCCAGUGGCACGUGCAGAUCGUCAUGGAGAAGCUCCUGAGGACAGUUAACAGGACAGUCAUCUCCAUGGGCCGCGACUCUCCUCACAUAGGGAGCUUCGUGGCCAGCAUGACUGCCACACUGAGGCAGAUGGACGACUAUCAUUAUGCUCAUCUGAUCAACACCUUUGGCAAGAUAAGGAGUGAUGUGGUGGAUUUCCUAAUGGAAACAUUUAUCAUGUUUAAAGAUCUCAUUGGGAAAAACGUCUACCCCUCAGACUGGGUCAUAAUGAACAUGAUGCAAAAUAAAGUGUUCCUGCGGGCCAUUAGUCAGUAUGCAGCAGUGUUGAACAAGAAAUUUCUGGAUCAAACCAACUUUGAGCUGCAGCUGUGGAACAACUACUUCCACCUGGCUGUAGCCUUCCUCACCCAGGAGUCAUUGCAGUUGGAGAACUUCUCAAGCGACAAAAGAGCCAAGAUCUUCCACAAGUACCAGGACAUGAGAAGACAAAUUGGCUUUGAAAUCAGGGACAUGUGGUACAAUCUAGGGCCCCACAAGAUAAAAUUCAUCCCAGAGAUGGUGGGUCCUAUCCUAGAGAUGACGCUAGUCCCCGAGAUUGAGUUGCGAAAGGCCACCAUCGCCAUCUUCUUUGACAUGAUGCAGUGCGAGUUCCACUUCACAUGCAGCUUCCAGCGGUUUGAGAACGAGAUCAUCACCAAGCUGGAUCACGAGGUGGAGGGGGGCCGCGGAGACGAGCAGUACAAAGUUCUCUUUCAGAAAAUUUUACUGGAGCACUGCAGGAAGCACAAGUACUUGGCCAAGACGGGCGAAAACUUCGUCACUCUGGUGGUGCGUCUGCUGGAGAGGCUGCUGGACUACAGGACCAUCAUGCACGACGAGAACAAAGAGAACCGCAUGAGCUGCACUGUCAAUGUGCUCAACUUUUACAAGGAGAUAGACAGGGAGGAGAUGUACAUCAGGUACCUGUACAAGCUGUGCGACCUCCACAAAGAGUGCGACAACUACACGGAGGCAGCCUACACUCUGCUGCUACACGCCAAACUGCUCAAGUGGUCGGACGAGCAGUGCGCAGCCCACCUGACCCAGAGAGACGGCUACCAGGCCACCACUCAAGGACAGCUUAAGGACCAGCUCUACCAGCAGAUUAUCAAUUACUUCGACAAGGGCAAGAUGUGGGAGGAGGCAAUCAUUCUGGGCAAGGAACUGGCUGAACAGUAUGAGAAUGAAAUGUUUGACUUUGAGCAGCUCAGCGCAUCCUUGCGGAAGCAGGCCCAGUUCUAUGAGAACAUAGUAAAGGUCAUCCGGCCCAAACCAGACUACUUUGCUGUUGGCUAUUACGGCAUGGGCUUCCCCUCCUUCCUACGCAACAAGAUGUUCAUCUACCGUGGGAAGGAGUACGAGCGCAGAGAGGAUUUCGAAGCGCGUCUUCUCACGCAGUUUCCCAACGCAGAGAAGAUGAAGACGACGACACCACCCAGCGAGGACACAAAGUGCUCCUCUGGACAAUACAUCCAGUGUUUCACAGUUAAACCCAUCCUCGACCUGCCUGCCAAGUUCCAAAACAAACCCGUCUCUGAGCAAAUAUUGAGCUUCUACACGGUAAAUGAAGUCCAUAAAUUCCAGUAUUCCAGGCCAGUGAGGAAAGGAGAGAAGGACCCUGACAAUGAGUUUGCGAACAUGUGGAUUGAGAGGACCACGUACACGACAGCAUACAAGCUUCCUGGCAUCCUGCGCUGGUUUGAAGUCAAGUCAGUCUCCACAGAGGAGAUCAGUCCACUGGAGAACGCCCUGGAGACGAUGCAGCUGACCAAUGAGAAGAUCAGCAGCAUGGUGCAGAGGCAUCUCAACGAUCCUAACCUUCCAAUCAACCCCCUCUCCAUGUUGCUGAAUGGGAUUGUGGACCCAGCAGUCAUGGGAGGUUUUACCAACUAUGAGAAGGCCUUCUUCAAUGAUAAGUACAUGCAGGAACACCCAGAGGACCUUGAGAAGAUAGAGAAACUGAAGGACUUGAUCGCCUGGCAGAUCCCACACCUCGCCGAAGGUGUCCGCAUCCACGGGGAGAAGGUCACGGAGGCGCUGAGGCCUUUCCACGACCGCCUGGAGGCCUGCUUCAAGCAACUGCGGGAGAAGGUUGAGAAACAGUAUGGGGUAAAGACCCUGCCGGCAGCAGACGAACGUCGGGGGCCUCGUCCUCACUCCAUGGUGCGCUCCUUCACCAUGCCCUCCUCCCAGAGGCCACUGUCAGUGGCUUCAGUCACCUCCAUCUCCUCUGACAACUCCCCCUCCAGGCCUGGCUCUGAUGGUUUUGCCCUGGAGCCUCUCCUGCCAAAGAAGCUGCACACCAAGUCUCAGGACAAGCUGGACCGAGACGAGCCCGAGAGGGAGCGCAAAGAGAAGAAGAAGGAGAAGAGGAACAGUAAGCACCAGGAGAUCUUUGACAAAGAGAUGAAGACCACGGAGAUCCCUCUGCAGCCCACUGAAGCUGUCAUACUGUCAGAGACGAUCAGCCCACUACGGCCUCAGAGACCAAGAAGUCAAGUUCUCAGCCAGAUUGGUGGAGACCGUCGCCUCUCCGUGUCCCCUGGACCCCCGUCUUCCUCCUCCAACUCCUCCUCCUCACCAGGACCCCCGCCCAUCACACCCAGGAACAAACUCUCCUUCAGCCUGCACACUGUUUCCAGUCUGGAGCUGAACGGGAUGGGCUGUUCUGACAAAGGUGAAACCCCUCCUCCGCUGCCAGUGAAAGGCAGCAAUGCUGAUUACGGCAACCUGGUAGAUAAUCAAGACUUGACGAGUCCCUCGACGCCUCCACCACCCCCGCCACAUCAAAGGCACAUUCCACCUCCUCUGCCCAGCAAGACCCCUCCUCCACCUCCUCCCAAGACCACCAGGAAACAGGCCUCCAUCGAUUCAGGAAUUGUACAGUGAACAAAGACGCUGACAGUAGGACCGAACACCACACUGACAACACAACAAAAACAACAUCAACAGUAACCGCUCCCACCGAAAAAGCGGCUGAUUUUACCCACACAUUCCUCGCUCCCUGUCCCAGCUUGACAAGAUGAAUACCUCACCGCAGCCCGCCCCUUCGUAUCAUCUUUUUUUUUAUUUUUAAAUUUCUUUUCCUAUCUUGUUUUGCUUACAGUUUGACGAUGAUGCAGUCUGCAACAGGGAGCAUGUUGCACAGAUGAGUAGUCACUGAAUUUAAAGACGCCUGACGCCAUGCCACUUCAAGACUUUAUCAGGACCAACAGCUUUCCAGUACUGACCCACUCUCAAGUAUACGAGAGCACAUUAAAGAAUAAUUCCUCUCUUUUAUUCAUAUUCCCACUAUGUACAGAGGUUUGUAUAUAUGAUUUUAUUUUAUUUCAUUUUUUUGUAUGUGAUUUGACUCUUUUUGUAUUAACGUAUCAUUAGAUUAAGUGGCAUUUAUAUGAAACAAAAAAGGGCUUGUAGGUUUUGAAUUGACAGGGACUUUACAGAGUUGGUAUGUGAGAACCUAUCAUGGAUUUUAUUGGUAAAAACUUUUGGAGUGCACAUACAACUAAUUCCUAUCACAGUGUCAUAUCUUGUUCCGACCUUGUCCUAGAUUGCUGUAACCUUGGUUUUCAAUAAUAUUGACUGUUCCCAAUUCACUACUGACAUGACUUCUGAAUAAACUUUCAAAUGUAUGUAUUUUUAAAAAAAAUAAAAUGUCUGCCUCAUUAUUUUUUGUCUACGGCAAGAGAGGCUGAAAAUAGA